This is a messenger RNA of Ogataea parapolymorpha DL-1, 531 nucleotides long. Its product is annotated as GAF domain-containing protein. NCBI's taxonomy places the organism in Eukaryota, Fungi, Ascomycota, Pichiomycetes, Pichiales, Pichiaceae. The record is from RefSeq and is a predicted model, not a curated record. Gene Ontology annotation, molecular function: protein binding; L-methionine (R)-S-oxide reductase activity. Gene Ontology annotation, cellular component: cytosol. The transcript has a single exon. Bases 1 to 531 code for a protein of 176 amino acids.
AUGGGUUACCACGCAGAGUACUCUGAGUUCAGUGCUCAGGCCGACAAAAAGGAGCUUUUGCAACAAGUUGUGGAUUCUUAUAAAAGUCUCAGUGAGGGACAAACUAACUGGGUUUGUAACUUGGCCAAUUGUAGCUCAUUGCUGUGGCAUUGCUACAACGAAGGACUUUCCAAACGAGUCAAUUGGGCAGGUUUCUAUGUACUCGAUCCGGAAAGCCAAGAUCAACUUAUUCUUGGACCAUUCAUGGGUAAGGUCGCAUGCCAGACGAUCAAGAUUGGACGUGGUGUAUGCGGCACUGCGGCAAGCACGCAAAAAACCCAGCUGGUUGAGGAUGUUGAGCAAUUUCCUGGACAUAUAGCCUGCGAUGGGGAGACCAAGAGCGAGAUCGUGGUUCCCAUUGUGGUUGAUGGACAGGUUGUUGGCGUUUUGGAUAUCGAUUGUUUGGAAUUGAACGGGUUCGACAAGGACGAUCAAAAAUAUCUCGAAUCAUUGUGUCAAGCAAUUGGCGAAACAUGCAGCUGGAAAAAUUAA